This is a messenger RNA of Closterium sp. Naga37s-1, 360 nucleotides long. NCBI's taxonomy places the organism in Eukaryota, Viridiplantae, Streptophyta, Zygnematophyceae, Desmidiales, Closteriaceae. The record is from the annotation of a GenBank genome assembly.
AUGAACACUCCCUCUUUGAACCUCCUGCGCAAUGCGGGCUUCGAGGAAACUUCCGACUCAGCAGACUGGCCCUCGCCCCUGUCGUCCUGGGUGCCGCUCGUCCCCGGCGGCGCAGCAGCGCAGCAAGGGGGCGGGGGGGACGGGGGUGGGGAGAUUCCGCCCGGAGACCCGUCCGUGGCUGCUGAGGGCGGUCGGUUCGUUCGCCUGCAGCCCAGAGACGGCAGUGGCAACAGUGGCGGGGGGCUCUGGGGGAGCGGGCCGAGCGAGAUUGGGGGGACAGCGUGGCCAGUGCCGGGAGUGGGGCAGCUGCUGUGUGUUGCAAAAGGUGGCGAGCAGCAGCAGCAGCAGCAGCAGCAGUAA